AUGGCAUCUACUUCUAUCUCAAUUGAAGAUCCUUAUACGCACAAUAGAGAGCAAGUAACAAUGAUAGUGUGUUCACCCAAUUUGAAAUAUAUUGCGACAUGGAGUGACAUGAAUAAAUCGGCAGUUUUUUGGAGUAUUCCUGAUAAUUUUGAUAAUCAACAGUUUAAUCAACAGCAAUUGAAGCCUGAACAUACAAUUUUAUUAGAAAAGUAUAAAGAUCGUAAUAAAUAUAAAGUUUAUUCGAAUAGUGACAUUGAACCUUCUAGUGACAGUGAAACUUAUGGUGACAUUAAAAAUUAUUUUACUGUUUCUGAUGAUAAGUUUGUUGCGAUGCCAAUUAAGAGAAUUGAAGUUGAGAGAAGUGAAACUGAGCAAGUUGAAAUUGAGAAAGCUAAAAGUGAAGCUGUUUCAAAAAUUGAAGAUAAAUGUGAUUUAAAGACUGCAAAAAAAUAUGGUUCAAGAGUUCAAAUAGGAAUUUUCAAUUUUAAAACCGAAGAAUACCUUUCUUUAAGCCUUCCGCAUUCUGAAAUUAUGGUUGAGUCCCUAGCUUUUUUAGACGAAAAUUAUUUAAUUAUGAUCAGUAAAUAUCCAUUGUGUAGGAUAUAUAUCUUCACUCAUGAAAAAAAUAAAUUUAUUCAUAAAUCAACGAUAAAAAUGGAAUCAUAUAACGAAAAAACGUUCUUAUCUAAUGGAAAACUGUUUAUAUAUGAUGAAAAUUUAGGAAGUAUUACUAAAUGGGAUAUUAAAACCUUAAAAUUUGAAGCAUACUUUUUAUUUGAUAAUAGUUUUAAUGUUGAUAAUAUGAAAAUGAGUGAUAAUGAAAUAUUAUUCUUUGUAUAUGGGACAAAACGUACGGGUAAUUUACAUAAAGAUCCUUAUCCAUGUAUAAGUAUCUAUUCUGCUGAUCAUGGAAAUAAGUUUACAACAUUCUAUCUGAUUGCUUCUGAUAUUGGAGCACGACUUCUUAUAGUUUACCAUAGGAAAAAUGAGGAAAGCAACAAAUAUCAUUAUUCUAUAUGUGAUCCAUUCGCUCCAUAUAUUCCAGAUGAAAGUUAUAUAAAUGCUGAUCAUCUAUUCAAGGAUUUUGAAGCAGAGCGUGAUAAAAAUUUUGAAUAUAAAUAUAUUGUAAAAUCUGAUAAAGUUGUAGGUUUUAUUAAAAAUGAUUUAGUAAUUAAAAAAUUAAUACCUGAUAAUUGGAUCUUCUAUUUAAGAGAAACAUUGAAAGAUUCCAACAGUAUUUUCAUAUCAUCAGAUAGUGAAAAAAUCAUAGAUUUAAUUAGACGUGCAGCUAAGGAUAUUGAAACAACUGUUGAAGUUGAAAAGACAUAUUCAAAAUAUUUUAUAACUUGGACUCUAAAGUAUGAAAAUAAUAAUAAAUAUAUUUUUCUUACGGCAAAAUUUAAAAACGAUAAAACUAGUAUACAGAUUGUUCCAGAAAUAUAUAUUAAUUCUGGUAUGGAUAAUAAAGGAUUUAUAAAUGAAUGUGACUGUCUUAAUAGCGGUGAUUUAGUCAUGAUUACAUUUUUGGGUGUAGAAAUUUGGACAUUUAAUGCAAAAGAUAAUAAAAUAGAGUUGAAAUAUUGUUGGAAUGAUGAGGGUGUUUGGGAUUGGGAUAAAGAAAACGUAAUCAAUCUUUUUAAUGAUGAGAAAAAAAUUAAGAAAAGAUAUUUCUUCCCACCAUCGUCAUAUAUUGGUAUAAUACGUUAUAGUUCUGUUUUUUCACAACCAUCACAACUACAUAAUAAAAAUAGUAAUGGUGAUAAAGAUAGGUUUUUUUUUAAUGAAUUAAUAGAAAAUCACAUUAAUAAUAAAUUCUUUCUAAUGCUUUAUGGAAAAAAACUUAUAGAAGAUAUUAUUAAAGAUGAUGAUGACGAACUGCUACGAAAGUUGUUUAAAGGUGAACUUCGUAAGUUUAUUGGUUAUAUUAAUUCCGAUGACUGGGAAGAAUCUACAAAGCCUAUUACCACUAGAAUUAUGAAGGUUAUUAAAGAUGAAGGACAAGAAUCAGAAACUGAAAAAAUCCAAAGCAUUAAAAAGACAGUUGAAGAUCUAAAAGAAAUGUUAGCAAAG
Dentiscutata erythropus is the source of this 2070-nucleotide messenger RNA. Lineage: Eukaryota; Fungi; Glomeromycota; Glomeromycetes; Diversisporales; Gigasporaceae. The record is from the annotation of a GenBank genome assembly.